GCCGAGGUCGGGUACCCCGAAUGCGGGUUGCUGGACGCUCGAUACAAAAAUGCGACCGGAUCAGACAGUUUCAAUUUACAAAUCACGUGCCUGUCAAAAUUUCGGAGCAAAUCGACGAAAAAGAUGACAAAAACGAGCACGAAUUUUUUGUUUAAAAUUUGCCGCCGCUUCUCGUAUGCCGCCCGGGGCCAUGGCCCCCUCGGCCCUCCCCUCGCUACGCCGCUGCCAAGACGACUUACCAGACCUGCUAAUCACAUGUCAUAAAAAAGUCGCAAAACGUGGGUUUUAUACAAAAAUUGUCACAUCGUUCGUUCAAAGAAAGUUUAAAAUGCGCAUCGGUAUGUGGAAAUAUAUAUUAUUGCUCAUUGCAGUUGCUGCAUAUUGCUCUGGAGAUAAUCCUGGUGUUUCAGAAAAACGGCCGCCCGAAAAUGUCAACUUUUUGGUAGAAGUAGUAAGAAAAGACACAAAGGAAAGAGUAGCCGUGGGUACUCUGUUAUCUCCUACCCGAGUUUUAACUUCAGCGAAGCCAUUGGUUUUGAGUCCGUCGAGAUAUGAAGCCAAUCUGGAGGUUCCACAACGACGAAGAAAGCGAUUUCUUAUUUCGAUCAUAGCAGCAGUAAUAGCCAGCUCGGUUGGUGCUGCAGUAGUUGCAAGCGUGCGUAGCGGCGGAAAAAUAAACUCAAAUCUGUUGAAUAAUGGCGAUAUUGCAAUCUUAACCAUAAAAGUACCACAUCAUCAUGUCUCUCGCUCAGCUUUAACAUUUGUCAAACUAUUGGUACCUUCAGACAUUAAAUCAAGAUUUUCUUUUUGGCAUUAUUUGUUUGUAGAUCUGCCUAAAUUGUUUCGGUUUCGCACUGGGCGGUUCAAAAUAGCAGACACACCUUGUAAAAAAGCCACCGUUUUAGGAUGGAAACAAAGCGCUACAGUGGAUAUAAUUGGAGCGAAGAAAUGUGCAGAUCAAUUCAACAUUCAGUUAAAUGACAGACAAUUCUGCAGCUUGAAUGAGGAAAAUUUAUUUUGUGAUGCAAAUCAACAAGGCGGUCCAGUCAUGUGCGGCGAUUUCCAAGUUGGCAUCUUGAUUCCUGGUCGUUACUGCAACGAAACUGGAAACGGCCUACCUGGAGAGCCACUUCAGUUUGCUCCCAUUGAAUAUUAUAUUGAUAGCAUCGCCAGAGCUAUGAAACCACGAGAAGAUGAAAAACCACUAUCAAAUGAUAAUUCAACAGUACCAACACCAACAACUGACAGCGAGGGAAUUUGCUUGAAACCCUAUACAAAUAUUUUUGCUUUAUUAUUGAUUGCUAUAUUAUUGUACAUUUUAAUUUGAAACAAUAAAUAGUCAUUCAGAU
This is a messenger RNA of Ceutorhynchus assimilis (cabbage seed weevil), 1349 nucleotides long. The record is from the annotation of a GenBank genome assembly. Lineage: Eukaryota; Metazoa; Arthropoda; Insecta; Coleoptera; Curculionidae.